Myotis davidii is the source of this 4848-nucleotide messenger RNA. It is a transcript of the gene FFAR4, whose product is annotated as free fatty acid receptor 4. The record is from RefSeq and is a predicted model, not a curated record. Gene Ontology annotation, molecular function: G protein-coupled receptor activity. Bases 2726 to 3655 code for a protein of 309 amino acids. Gene Ontology annotation, biological process: G protein-coupled receptor signaling pathway. The transcript is spliced from 3 exons. Gene Ontology annotation, cellular component: plasma membrane. Lineage: Eukaryota; Metazoa; Chordata; Mammalia; Chiroptera; Vespertilionidae.
UCCCCAGUUGUGACAAUCAAAAAUGUGUCCAAAUAUUACCAAAUAUCUCUGCAGUGUGUGAGUGUGUGAGUGAGUAUGUGUGUGUGUGUGUGUGUGUGUGUGUGUGUGUGUGUGCAAAAUCUCCCCCAAGAAGUUCUGCUUUCGUGGUUAAGAGCAAGGGACACUGGGGUGUGACUGCCUAGAGAUGAAUCCCAAUGUCUGCAACUUGCACGAGCACCGAAUGAGUUAAUAAACAGAUAGUCAGACCAUAUAAUCUGUCCUCCAAACCGGGGCAAUUUGAGAGUGAAAGGGAGUUCUAACAAUUUCAUAACCUGAGACUGUCUUUGCAAAUGGGUAUGUGUGGUUGGUCCAUAAGACGAUAUAGUGUUGAGUAUCGAGCCUGACCUGGUGUCUGCUCGAUGACCAUUGAGCUAUGUGCUCUACAUGCAGGAACUUCAUUUAACUCACCCCGCAAAAAGGCCUUAUGAGGCUGGUAUUAUUAUUAUAGCCUUUCUAUAUAUGGAAAGACUGAAGAACUAGAAGCUAAAGUUCAAGGUCACAUGGUGGUUGUGCAGCCAAGAUUCGUAUCCUGGCAGGUGAGUUUCCAAACCCGUGUUCUUAACCACUGUGCCCACAUGUGCUCAGUGCUCAGGGAAACAGCGCUCCCCAAUAUCCGUGGGACCCCACAUGAAGUGCUAGCUCUAGGUCACUCACAGUUUCAACAUUAAAUCCACUUAUAAAGCUGGGUGCUCAGGGUUCAUUGUGAUUAAAAGCAGAUACAUGAAAAUCACCGUGGAGCAGGAAAUGUGGGUGGCAGUGCCCAAUCUCAUUCCCAGUUUUGUAGAGCUCAACAGGUGCACCAUCCCAUUAGGAAGUUUCUAAGAAUGAAACAAAAAUGUUAUUUUUCCAUUCAUAUUUUUUGUUUACCCGGAUGCCUACUAAGUUGUUAGGACAUAAAGUCUUGUUAAGUCAUUUGGAACCAGCUGCCUAACAAAUGGAGCUACUCGUUAUUUUUUGGCCUAGGGGUGCCAUGAAGGCGAUGGAAAGGAGAAAGCUUGGGAACCUCUGCACUCACCCUUUUACCAUUGGGAGAGCCCUGGAGGGUAGUCAUGGAGAAGUCCUAGCCCAGAGCCCUCACCCUGGUUAUCCACUCUGGGGAAACCUUUCUGUCCCCAUGUCACUUCAGCCUGGGAUAAUGGAAUUGUCUCUUUCUCUCUUUCUUCUCCCACACACAGCUUUCCUUUCCCUCACACAAAACUAUUGUCCUCUGACCCCAGUCAGGCCACACCCCUUUCCAUCUGAGUUCCCUUAAUUUCAAUCUCUUGCCACUUUUCAACUGUGUCAGGAAGCAAACUGGUUAGUUUACAACUUGAAGUUAGUCAAGCUUCAAGUGGAACAUCUCCCAUUGACAUGCAAACUGCCCCUCAGGUCAGAGGUCACAUUGUCAACUCAGACCCAUAUGUCACAGUAAUACGCAGACCCACAAACGCACCCCUCCCCUCAGAAAGCACUGAGACUGCCACACUGGACCCUUCGUAAAUACACAGAGACACUCACAGACAGAAGGGCAAGUGGGAGAGGCCUGGCAGUGUGGCUAAGGGAGGGGGGUGAUGGCAUGGGUGGUGAGGAAGUUGGCACUGUUAGGGCCACAAGUGCACUUUACACUCUCUAACUGCCUGACUUACUAGAACAGAAAACUAGAUGGCAUGGGCGUGGUAGGAAUGUGUGGGGCAGAGGAGGGGACAUGGCUUUUUAUUACUGACCAGGGGCCUCCUUGGACAAGUCACUGCUUUCUGUGCCAUAGUUUCCUCAUCUCUAAGGGGGUUUAAUUUCUCCUUGCUUGUCAAACUGGGGUGCCUGCGGCACGUUCACAGCCUGUGUGUGCACCUGAGAGCCCUGGGAUGUCCUUCUAGGGUGUCAAAUUUAUUCAAGGUCACUCUUUUUCCUCGAAGGCAUUUUAUACCAUUGCUCAGAAUGCAAAAUUUACGUGCAUUUUCAUUUCAGUAGCUAAUAAUUGAUGACACUUCCCAGGAAAUUACUGUGUGGUGAGUGCUGUGUUAAUCUCUUUAUAUGAUCCUCAUAAUUACCCAAUCAGAUGUCUUAUUCUUCCCAUUUUGUGGAUUAAAAAACUGGGGCACAGAGAGAUGAAACACCCCCCCCCUAAGUCACACGUUAUUAAGCAAUAAUAAAACAAACAAUCCUCCCCCUAUCACCUCCCUCCAAAUCUGGAUCCAUUGCAAGGUGCUUUAGAAUUUACCCCCUCAAACCCCUGCGGCUUCUUUGGUGAAGCCUGAACAGCGCAGGCCGAAAUGACUUCCAAAGUCCUGCUCCGACCGACACUCCUGGAUCAAUUUUAGCUAAAUCGGUGGAUGAAAGGCUUCAGCGCACCGGGUGCCACUGGAGUAUGGGAGAGGCUGGAGAGGCCUCGGGGGUUCUGAGGGUUCCCUAGGUGGGGUUUCUCAGCCCGUGGGGCGCUCCCAAACCUGCCAGUGGACGUGAAAUCCCUUUCUAGACGACCAUCUUCCGGCCCAGCGGGACGUUCCAGCCGCGGCGUGUUCCCAGCCCGGCACUUCCUCGUUCCCGCGCGCCCGGGCUCGGCUGCUACGCCCAGCGCCGGCGCUCCUCGGUCGGGAGGGGGUCAGAGGGGAGGUGUCGCAACCGCCUCCCUCCCUCUUCCCAGCUUGGCGCGCAGUCACCUCCCAGAUGAGCGCGCUCGCAGACAGCUGCGGGCCGCCGGCCGCCGGGCAUGUCCCUUGAUUGCGCGCUGGCGGCGGGCACUGGGCCCCCGCGCAUCCUGGAGCCGGACAACCGAACACGCUUCUCCUUCUUCUCCGAAGUCAAGGGCGACCACCGGCUGGUGCUGAGCGCCGUGGAGACCGUCGUGCUGGCGCUCAUCUUUGCGGUGUCGCUGCUGGGCAACGUGGGCGCCUUGGUGCUGGUGGCGCGCCGACGGCGCCGCGGCACCACCGCCUGCCUGGUGCUCAACCUCUUCUGCGCCGACCUUCUCUUCACCAGCGCCAUCCCGCUCGUGCUGGCCGUGCGCUGGACGGAGGCCUGGAUGCUGGGCCCGGUCGCCUGCCAUCUGCUCCUCUACGUGAUGACCCUGAGCGGCAGCGUCACCAUCCUCACGCUGGCGGCCGUCAGCCUGGAGCGCGUGGAAAUUCUGAUUUGCACACUGGUGUGGCCCAGCAUUGCCGGAGAAAUCUCCUGGGAUGUGUCCUUCGUCACCCUGAACUUCUUGGUGCCAGGGCUGCUCAUUGUGAUCAGCUACUCCAAAAUUUUACAGAUCACCAAGGCGUCGCGCCGGAGGCUGACGGUGAGCCUGGCGUACUCGGAGAGCCACCAGAUCCGCGUGUCGCAGCAGGACUUCCGGCUCUUCCGCACCCUCUUCCUGCUCAUGAUCUCCUUCUUCAUCAUGUGGAGCCCCAUCAUCAUCACCAUCCUGCUCAUCCUGAUCCAGAACUUCAAGCAGGACCUGGUCAUCUGGCCGUCACUCUUCUUCUGGGUGGUGGCCUUCACGUUCGCCAACGCGGCCCUGAACCCCAUCCUCUACAACAUGUCCCUGUUCAGGAACGAAUGGAGGAAAAUUUUCCGGGGCAUCUUCUUCCCAGACAAGGGAGCCAUGUUUACAGACACGUCUCUCAGGAGAAAUGACCUGUCCAUCAUUUCCACAUAAUUAAUUUCUCUCUAGCGGCAGAGUGGGUCCCUCUGGUGAGCCACUGGUGUGUCUUCGAAGGGGGUGCAUCUCCAGGACCCUCACACCAGGGUGCCCUGCUUUAGGAAGAUGUAACCUAUGCAAAUACGUGCAGGGCACCAGUAAAUUAAGGGGUGAUCCUUCAGCAAAAGCAUUGUAUCCUUUAUAAAAGGAUUUGUUAUGGGUUUCUUGAAAUACGAACUUUUUCAGUGUGUUUGUCGUAUGAUUGAAUGUAAUAAAUUUUUAUUUAUACCUGUUCAACAAUCACAUCUCCUGCAUAUAAAGCCACACCUGGCUGGUUUCUGAAGUGAAUCUUACAACUGGUCCCAGACUAAGAUUUCUCUGAAGGGCCACAGCCACUCUAGGUCCCUCCCCUGGACUCGCAAGGCCUCAGGAUCAUUCAUUAAUGUCGAUAAUCCUUGAGGAAUUUCCCAGGACAACCAAAGGUGACUUUUUUGCUUAUUUAUAAGAAAUGCUAUGGACCCCUUUAGGAGAUUUGGUGUCAUGAAAUCAGAUGAUAUAGGAUAACUCCAAUAUUUGAGAUGAGGGGGGGAGAAUGAUCGUAGGACAUACUUUGGGAAGAUGGAGCAAGCAUUAUUUAUUGAUGGAUGGGAUGUACAACGUGAGGGAAAAAGAGGAUGCAAGGGUGACUUCUAGAUUUGUAGACUGACACUGGUUGGAUAGUGGGCCAACCAACAACAAGGGGGGAAGCCUGGGGGUGGGAGAGCCAAGGAUUUUAUUUGAGGCUUGUGUAAGUGUGAAAUCCAGUGAGAUCCAAAUGGAGAGUAGGUCAUUGGAUGCCAGGUUGUGGAGUGUGGGCCUGAAGAUGCAAUGUGGCGAGUCAUCAGAUCGUGUUUACAGGCCUAAGCUUUUAGGAAUUAUUCCUGGGAGAGAAGAGAAAGAAGAAACCAGAGCCAAACAGAACCAUGGGACAUGCCAUCACAUGGAAGUUGGGCCCAUGCGUGGAAUGCACAGUAGCUUGGGGCCUGGUACAUAGCAGGUGCUCAACACGGCUUUGUCGUCAAGUACAUCAGCAGCAGUAGUUCCAUUGCUUGUGGAGUUUCUUGAAUAGCUUCUUCUGAAGCAGGACUUAUGGUGCUCGAGGACAAGAGGACAGGGAUUUUCUGCUCAUCUUUAGCUAAUAGACUUGAUGAAUUAAAACUAUUUUGUUGUGA